Molecule: messenger RNA, 422 nt
Organism: Racocetra persica
Lineage: Eukaryota; Fungi; Glomeromycota; Glomeromycetes; Diversisporales; Gigasporaceae
Source: the annotation of a GenBank genome assembly
AUGCAUUUCAAUUUCAAACUUUUCCAAAAAGUCAAUACUUUGUUGAAAAAAUUAUCGCACAACCCGAAUUGAUACUCAAAUAUAUAGUGUGCUUGCGUUGUCAUUCUCUUUACUUACCUGCGGAAUUGCAUUUAAAAAUUUCGGAACAUACAAAAUGCCCUAUAUGUCAAAAAGUCUUAACGAAGGCUAUUAGGGGGUCAGAUGGAAAACUUAAAUAUAAACCUCAAAUGAUUUAUCCUUAUCAAUCUAUUAUUACAAGAAUUGCGUCAAUAUUAGCAGAUGAAUCAAAUGAAAGGUUAAUGGAUUCACCAUUUAAGCGGCAAAUUGAGAAUGGUGUAUUAGGUGAUAUUUAUGAUGGAAAAGUUUGGCAAGAAUUUUUAGAUGAGCAAGGACAGCCAUUUUUUGUAGGGGAUAAAACUGAU